GUGCUCUGAUUGGUGCGCGCACGGAGUGACGGCAAGCGCCGUGGUUCAAUCGCGCCGAGCGUGCUUUGCCAUUGUUGGCGCGUUGCGUUUUCCCCCGGCUCCCGCACUGUGACUGCCCCGGUAUCGCGGCGCGUUAACCAGCAGACUGGAGAUGAGCGGAGGCGUGUACGGCGGAGAUGAGGUGGGAGCCUUGGUAUUUGACAUUGGAUCAUACUCCGUCCGUGCUGGAUAUGCUGGAGAGGACUGUCCAAAGGUUGAUUUUCCCACGACAAUUGGAAUGCUUGUCGACCGGGAAGAUGGAAGCACACCUAUGGAAACGGAUGGAGAUCAAAGCAAAUCAAGAGGCCCAACAUACUACAUAGAUACCAACACACUCAGGGUCCCAAGGGAAAAUAUGGAGGCCUUUUCACCACUCAAAAAUGGAAUGAUUGAGGAUUGGGACAGUUUUCAAGCCAUACUGGACCACACUUACAAAAUGCAUAUCAAGUCUGAAGCAAGUUUACAUCCAGUGCUGAUGUCAGAAGCAGCAUGGAAUACUAGAACCAAAAGAGAGAAGCUUGCGGAGUUGAUGUUUGAACAUUACAAUAUUCCUGCAUUUUUCCUCUGUAAAACUGCGGUUCUCACUGCAUUUGCUAAUGGUCGCUCCACUGGGCUGAUAUUAGACAGCGGUUCUACACAUACUACAGCUAUUCCUGUCCAUGAUGGAUAUGUUCUCCAGCAAGGGAUUGUAAAAUCACCACUUGCGGGAGACUUUAUUACUAUGCAGUGCAGGGAACUAUUUCAGGAGAUUAAUGUAGAUCUCGUACCUCCAUACAUGAUCGCUUCUAAGGAGCCAGUGAGGGAAGGUGCGCCAGCCAACUGGAAAAGAAAGGAAAAACUACCUCAGGUGACGCGUUCCUGGCAUAAUUACAUGUGCAAUUGUGUGAUACAGGACUUCCAGGCUUCUGUCCUUCAGGUUUCAGACUCCACAUAUGAUGAACAGGUAGCCGCCCAGAUGCCAACGGUUCAUUAUGAAUAUCCCAAUGGUUACAACUGUGAUUUUGGAGCAGAGCGUCUAAAAAUUCCAGAAGGAUUGUUUGAUCCUUCUAAUGUUAAGGGUCUGUCUGGUAAUACUAUGCUCGGUGUCAGCCAUGUUGUGACAACAAGUGUUGGAAUGUGCGAUAUUGACAUUAGACCGGGGUUAUAUGGCAGUGUGAUUGCAGCAGGAGGAAACACGUUACUACAGGGAUUUACAGACCGAUUGACAAGAGAACUGUCGCAAAAAACGCCUCCAAGCAUGAGAUUAAAGCUGAUUGCUAACAAUACCACAGUGGAAAGGAGGUUCAGCUCGUGGAUUGGUGGUUCUAUUCUCGCCUCUCUGGGAACCUUCCAGCAGAUGUGGAUUUCAAAACAAGAGUAUGAAGAAGGAGGGAAAGCAUGUGUGGAGAGAAAAUGUCCUUAGUACCUUUCAGACUGCUACUAGUAUCUUGCGGCCAUUUUUAAAAUAGCUUUAGCAGACUCAGGAAACAAAGUGACUUCUUUUGUAGUUAAAAUAACUAUAUUUCUUUAAAUCCUCAAUAGACAUAUGUCUGGUUACUACAGUUGCAUAUGACAUGCACCUGUUCCCAAGCAAUAACUCUUAUAUUUUGUUUUUGUUUUGUCAUGAAGGUCUAUCCUUGUAUGAGAAUUAUUUAAUGGUGUUCUGGGCGCAAAUGUCAUAAGAAGUCCAUGGUAGGAUAUUAAAAUGAAAUAUGAAGCCUAGAACAUUACUGUAGUACCAAAAGUGCUCCAGACGUGUACUAGCAUCCUAUUUUGAGCACCCAGUGUGCCAUAUCACACGUAUAGGUGGUUGUCCCUCUCACUGCCUCCAGUUAAAGUACACUGCAAAAGCCUUACCGUAGAUCACAGUAUGCAAUCUUUUAUAUAUUUUGUAUUUGUUUUUGGUAGUUAUUUGUUGUACUCUGUGCACUGUAAUAUACUAUUGCCUUUUAAUUUUUUUUGUUAUAUCUUCCUGAAUGACAUUGUUUUGUAAUUAGACCUUUUACAGUUGUAUGCUAAAAAUGUCAUGAAAUAAAACUGUACUGAAGAACAGUUUGAUAAA
Pelobates fuscus (common spadefoot toad) is the source of this 2080-nucleotide messenger RNA. Its product is annotated as actin-like protein 6A. The transcript has 14 exons. The record is from RefSeq and is a predicted model, not a curated record. Gene Ontology annotation, cellular component: NuA4 histone acetyltransferase complex; SWI/SNF complex. Gene Ontology annotation, biological process: nervous system development; chromatin remodeling; regulation of transcription by RNA polymerase II. Gene Ontology annotation, molecular function: chromatin binding. NCBI's taxonomy places the organism in Eukaryota, Metazoa, Chordata, Amphibia, Anura, Pelobatidae. Bases 152 to 1441 code for a protein of 429 amino acids.